AUGAUGGGUUUAUCAACGAAUCUCCAUAGCCUCGAUCUCCGUUCCACUUUCUUCACCGGUCUGCGUCCUUGCUCAUCCCCAAUCAGAUCUAGUUUCAUCAAACUCUGUUCCAUUUCCAACCCUAACCCUAGACGCGAAUUACCUACCCUCAGAGCCCAGAUUUCUGCAACCUGCCUGGAGACUUUGGUGAAAGAGCGUCAAGAAGACAGAGAGCCGCUUUUCUCAACCCAACGAAACGGUGCUUCUUUGGUGUCUUCAGUAGUCAAGUUCGAUGUUGCCUGUACGUUCCCUAUCGGCGAUAACAUGUCUUGUGGGGAGAAGAUGAAAAUCAAGCUUGCAGAGGUCAGGGAAGAGUUCAAGAUGUCCGAAUCUGAUUGUGGCUCUUCACGUGUUCAAGUGGCACAGCUGACCACAAAGAUCAAGCAUUUGUCCUCUCUUCUACAUAAAAAGGACAAGCAGUCGCGAAGAGGGCUUAUAGCAAUGGUGCAGAGACGGAAGAAACUGUUGAAGUAUAUGAGACGAACGGACUGGGACUCUUUCUGCCUUUCCUUAUCAAAACUUGGCCUCCGUGACAACCCACAUUACAAGUCUUAA
Microthlaspi erraticum is the source of this 594-nucleotide messenger RNA. NCBI's taxonomy places the organism in Eukaryota, Viridiplantae, Streptophyta, Magnoliopsida, Brassicales, Brassicaceae. The record is from the annotation of a GenBank genome assembly.